GCGCGACGUCCCGUCGCCGGCGCUCCCGGGGACCCCGCCGCCGGCAGGAGGGGGCGGAGGAGGGUGGAGACUGCGGGGCUGGGCCAAGGAAGGCGCACAUCCUCGGGCGGGCGGCCGUGACGCGGCGGGGAUGAACUUUGCAUGAAUAAUGUGAGUGCGCCGGGCGAGGAGACCUUCUGCUCCCCGGGCUCGGGGCGAGCGCCCGCCGCCGCCUUCCCCGGGCAGGGGCGCGCCACCCAUAGCGGCUCCAGGACACCGGCAAUUUGGCGAGAGGACCGCGCGCGCGGAGGCCGGGAUCUGCGGUUUCCCCCCCAUUGGCCGUCCUGCGUGGGUGCCAAGUUCCACAUGUGAUUUCAUGGAUCAGAAGGAGAUGUCAGUGAAAAAAGGGGUCCAGAAUGAUUACUAACCUAUGACUCCCAACAGUAUGACAGUGCAGGAUGGCAUGGGCGCCAGGAAAAUGAUGAGGACAAUAUGCCUCUGAACCAGGAAGAAAAUGGCCUUCCAGCCUGGGACAAACCGAAGCACUGUCCAGACCACGAACACGACUGGAAGCUAGUAGGAAUGUCUGAAGCCUGCCUCCAUAGGAAGAGCCAUUCGGAGAGGCACAGCACAUUGAAAAAUGAACAAACAUCGCCACAUCUCAUCCAGACCACUUGGACUAGCUCCAUAUUCCAUCUGGACCAUGACGAUGUGAAUGAUCAGAGUGUCCCAAGUGCCCAGACCUUUCAAACGGAAGAGAAGAAAUGUAAAGGGUACAUCCCCAGUUACUUAGACAAGGACGAGCUAUGUGUGGUGUGCGGGGACAAGGCCACGGGCUAUCACUACCGCUGCAUCACCUGUGAAGGCUGCAAGGGUUUCUUUAGAAGAACCAUUCAGAAAAAUCUCCAUCCAUCCUAUUCCUGUAAAUAUGAAGGAAAAUGUGUCAUAGACAAAGUUACACGAAACCAGUGCCAGGAAUGUCGCUUUAAAAAAUGCAUCUAUGUUGGCAUGGCAACAGAUUUGGUACUGGAUGACAGCAAGCGGCUGGCAAAGCGGAAGCUGAUUGAGGAGAACCGGGAGAAGAGACGGCGGGAGGAGCUGCAGAAAUCCAUCGGGCACAAGCCGGAGCCCACCGACGAGGAGUGGGAGCUCAUCAAAACCGUCACCGAAGCCCACGUGGCCACCAAUGCCCAAGGCAGCCACUGGAAGCAGAAGCGGAAAUUCCUGCCAGAAGAUAUUGGACAAGCACCAAUAGUAAAUGCCCCAGAAGGUGGAAAGGUUGACUUGGAAGCCUUCAGCCAUUUUACAAAAAUCAUCACACCAGCAAUUACCAGAGUGGUGGAUUUUGCCAAAAAGUUGCCUAUGUUUUGUGAGCUGCCAUGUGAAGACCAGAUAAUCCUCCUCAAAGGCUGCUGCAUGGAGAUCAUGUCCCUUCGCGCUGCUGUGCGCUAUGACCCAGAAAGUGAGACUUUAACCCUGAACGGGGAGAUGGCAGUGACACGGGGCCAGCUGAAAAAUGGGGGUCUUGGGGUGGUGUCGGAUGCCAUCUUUGACCUGGGCAUGUCGCUGUCUUCUUUCAACCUGGAUGACACUGAAGUAGCUCUCCUUCAGGCGGUCCUGCUGAUGUCUUCAGAUCGCCCAGGGCUCGCCUGCGUUGAGAGAAUAGAAAAAUACCAAGAUAGUUUCCUGCUGGCCUUUGAACACUAUAUCAAUUACCGAAAACACCACGUGACACACUUUUGGCCAAAACUCCUGAUGAAGGUGACAGACCUGCGGAUGAUUGGAGCCUGCCAUGCCAGCCGCUUCCUGCACAUGAAGGUGGAAUGCCCCACGGAACUCUUUCCCCCGUUGUUCUUGGAAGUGUUUGAGGAUUAGACUGGCUGACUUCCUUCUCAUAAUUCCUACAGCACUACUGGGUGUCAUUUCAUUCCAUUGCCUAGAUCUUUUUUGUUUGUUCCUUUGUUUCUUUGUGUUGGGAGGGAUUGUAAAGGGAGCUAGUCCUUGGCGUAGACAUGGAUGAAAUUGCCCCUUGAAUGCGGGUACUUGCAACUAUUGCAUUUUGUUCUCCAGUCCUUUGAUGUGAAUGCUUUGAUGUUUUUACAGCUAGGGAGGUGGGGUGGGGACCAUCAUUAAUUCACCAGCACCAAGCCACCACCAGCUCCCAUCUGUCCCUGGUCAGAGACUCAAGCAAGCAAAAUGGCACAGCAGAAGACUAAAGAAGCCUUAAAGCCAAGAUCAUGUGUUCGUCUUGAUCCAAUUCGGAUUUUUACAGGACUCAAGUUAGCAGGACGCAGACCAUCUUUGGUUAGAUGUGGCUUCCAGCUUUCUAAGGAAAGGUCUGGACAAGUUUUGUUUAUUCUAAAGCAUGCUGGCUUCAGCACUCUUCAUUCUCUCCUGGAAGCCUAACUUGGAAUGUAUAGAAAUAUUUGUUCCCCAAAAUCAGCUGUUCUUUCACUGGAAUUUUUAUAAUCUUAUGAUUUAAUUCAAGUUAUUCAAGGCAUGACUCAAAGCCAUGCAGGUACUUGACUGAUUGAGACCAACAUGGAAAAUCAUUUUCUUCAGCCAGCUCAAAGAAAUCAGAAAUGUUUGUCAGUGACUCAAGAGUUUCCAAAAAUUCACAUAUUAUUACCUCAUAGUAGGAAGGCUUCUUUACAGUUAAGGCUCAGAGAACGUUUCCAUAGAAAUUAGGCCUCUUUACAGUUGUCAUUUUUCAAUGACAUCUAAUCCAUUCUUUCUCAAACUCCUAAAGUUAUUAAUCCUGAUUGCAUCUUUGCUGUGCUGACAACAGAUUUCCCUAUGGAUUACAUAUUCUAAUCAAGGAGAGAUAAUGAGCUGAAAAUGGAGUCUUGUGGAGGAAUUUUGAGGAGAGACUAGUGCAGUUACAUUCCAAGUUGAAGGAAGCACAGUGAUCUGAGAGCACUCUUCAUGGACUGAUGAUUUGAGGAUGCUCCUUCUAGUCUUGAAUCCUCAAGCUCUUUGCUCUACUCACAAAAAUGUCUCCUAGCCUUUUCCCUCUGACUCUGUGGCUUGACUAUCUCUAAACAAACACUGGUCUAGCCACUGACGCUCUCUGUCCCUGUUAAAGAAUUGUCCUAAGGGAUAUUCAACAGAAAAUGCCCACAGAUCAUGUACAGGAACCCUCACUCACCUUCCCCACCUAUCUCACCUCCCUGAUAACUAACAUUGGAGUAGCUUGUACCCAGAAAACAAAUGGUGACAUUGCCUCAUCACUUCAGCGUCAGAAGGUGGGCAAAGAAUGUACCCAUGCAAUUGAAUGUAUCUCAUUCUUCACUGGCAUAGUAGACAAACACUAUUUUUUAGCCUGCCUUGUACUGCCUUAUCCUAGAAAUCCUGGGGACAAUAAGCCAUAUCAGUGAGAUUUACCUAAAAACAAAGGAAUGAAAGUCACUGUGAAAACCAAGUCAGAUCUUUUUUUUUUUUUUUUUUUUUUAACUGGCCCAGAAGUCAGGGUGUCAGAGUUCUAAUUUGUGCUCUGUCAACUGACAGAUUUGUGACCUUGUUAGAUUUGGGUCUUGGUUUUCUCACCUUGGGUCCUGAUGAAUAAGUCAUAAACUCUAAAUUCCUUCGAAUCCUUAAUACUCUACUAAUUUCAGGGGAGAAAAAUCUGGGUCUUUUGAUAGUUUCCUUCAUAUUCAAAUUUCUACCUUAAUUAGACAAAAAUUAUGGCCCUCCUAACAGAUACAGAAAUAUUUGGUCUUGAUUCAAAAUAAGAAUUUGACACACUACUUGUCAACUAUGUAGAGAAAGGCAGGACGGCCCUGGAAACACAAGAGGAACAGCAUUGAAUAUCCCAAGAGUGACUGGAAAUAAUCUGAGAGGAAAUGUGUAUGUUUAAUGCACUAGAGCAAUUUCACUGGCUUCUAGAGGAAGGAAACCAGAACAUCUGUGGAACUUGCUAACCAUGUUUACACUUUCAUUCUAGGUGAAGAGAAUGAAAGUGUAAACGUGAAGGUCUUGGGCAGACUACCUACUUUGACUUUAUCUACAGAAAGUAAGGUUUAGUUCUCUCUGGACAGCCUCUAGCCAGACUCCUUAAGUUUUUGCUUUAUUAACAUCUCAGCUCCCUCUGUUGACUCUGAAACAUAACCCCUUAGUCACCUUCUAGCUCCAGGGUUAACUGAGCUUUGUGGCGUGGGGCAGAUUUCCCUGAGAAGGCACUGAGAGGGAGGCAAGCAGGUGGGGUAGGGGAAGGUUCACAGACUCUGUGGGCAUCAAGCCUUCCAGGGAAGUUCUCCUCAAUCUGUUGGACAGAGAUUCCCCCACAUAUUAGACACACCCAGAUUCAAAUAUAAGUACAGAGCCUGAUCUCAAGCGAAAUUGGAAUGCUUUGUGGAUUAACCAUGAUUAGACAUUGGCCAAUGACACAGUAUAUCUACGGUAAUCCAGACAGCCCCAAGUACAUUUAUGUUUGAUCCUCAGCCUCUUAAAUGAUUGCCUUAAACAGGCAAACCACUGAUCUAGUACUCUUGUUUAUGCUAAGGGUGACAAGCCUUAAGGCACUUCAGGUAGAAAGGAAAGGCUAUGAGAACUCCAAGGAUCAUGACCCUACUGGUCAAAGUAGCUCGUUUCUUCUGUAACUGAUUGAGGAACUUCAUGCAUCUCAAGACUCCCAUCUCAUAAAACUCAAUUAGGAGGGAUUUGCUCUGGAUUUUUUUUAAAACACUUUUUUAUACAGUCCAGACUGUCGAAUCAAGUGUGAACCUGAUCAAAACCCCUCACAGUGGGGAGACAGCCCAGUAGGGGAGGCCACCGUACAACUGGGAUUCUUAUUUAUAAAUCACUUAACUUUGGGGGAUGAGUGAGGUGUGUGGGUAUGUGUGUGUGUAUAUGUAUAUGUGUGUGUGUGUAUGUGUGUGUGUGUGUUACCUUCAAGUGUACUUUGCUCUUCAACUUAGCUGUGCAGUAUUUCCAGAAAUAGUGAGAAAAGUUAAGAUCUUUUCCUCUUUAUGAUUCUGCUCAACACACCAUGUGCCACCUCAGAGCUUUUUCUAGUCAGAUGAGCCUCUGUCUUCAAUGACGCGCUUUGCCGUGUUGAUGCCUCAGCCCAGCGCCGUGUCCCUCACCUGGGACCCAGUGACACCUCUUCGGUCUGCAGCGCUGUCAUCGGGGUGGACCACCAGGCUUGGCUCUGCUCCAGCAACGCCAUUCUUGCGGCCCUUCCCUGAACAGGUGUGCAGGCCUUGGCCCCUCCUCAACACUAAACCCCCACCCCCACCCCAGACUCAGCCUCCACAGAACUGCUGAGCGCCCUCCUGGCAUGUCAUCUUCGUCGGUGAUAUAUUCUUAUUCUGUGGAACUCUAACCUGUCCGUGUCAUAUUGACCUUUUGCUGCAUGAGUCAUAAAUUAUGAAAUCAGUCUGAUGGUUUUUGAAAUGUAGCCAGCAUUUGUAAGGCUAAACCUUUUUCAUCAACUGAAUUUAAGUGAGUCACCAAGCCGCAGUUCCUCUUCAAAAGGAAGAGUGCUCAUGGACAUUUGAAUCUCUGCCCUUUCCAAAGGCUAUGGCAUCAGGUUCUCAAAUAAGCUCGUAAUUUUUCCUGUUAUUUUAAUAAUAUGGAAAUAGUAGCAUAGUGUUUCUUUUGAUAGUGAUAGACUAUAAUCCAUAUUUAAAUUUUAUAGAGAAGAAAUUUUAUUGUACUGUGAUGUAGAUAUUUAUUAUCCAGGUAAGGAUUUGCCCGGUGUGUAUUUUUUACAAUUGAAACGUUUUACUUUAAUCUUAAAAAAAAAAAAAUACAUUAAAAAGAUGCGCAAAAAAAAAAAGGACUAGGGGGGAAAAAGGUUUGGCCUUAUCACAGAAUUUUUACUGUGCUGUAUAAAUGUUUGCAAAUGCAAAAAGUGUGCAUUUCCAGUGUGUGUCCACAUUAAUGAAUGCCGCCUUCAAAAGCAAUAUCGUGCAGGUAAACGCUGUUUGUGGCUUUCUGUUGCACAGUUCAAACUGACCCACCUUAUGCACAAGACAAUCAAACAGAAAUCUGUCCUCCUCAGGAUUCAGAUAAUACUCAAGUAAAUUACGGAGCACAAUGUAAGACAAAGGAAGACUUUUUAAUUACACAUGUACCGUUGAGACAGAAGAUAUCAGGGCAUGAAUAAGCUGGCAUUGCCCCAUUUUUCUUUGGGUUUUCCCAAUUAACACACAUUUUCAUUCAAUUAUAGAGCCAAAUUGGAUCUCUAUGCUUUUUUCAGAGAAAACGCUUCUCCCCCCCACACACACACCCAUCAUGUUUUCAUGCCCUGAGAAUCAGAAAAAUGCUACAGAAUAGGAAGAGAUUGACUGUCAUCGGAAGAUCUAUGUGUUGCAAACAGUGUUAAGUGAUAUUGCUAGAUUGGUAAUAUUUUUUUCAGCCUAAAACUCUGUUGAAAUCUGUGAUCAAAAUGUUUUAAACUAUCCAAAAAGAAAAUUUGUAUAUUUGGGAAAAAUGGAUUUUUACAUAGCUUUUGUAUGCAGAUAUUAAAUUGUAAUUAUGAAUAUAGUGGGCAUAGAUAAAGUCAUAAGCUUCAAUUCUAAAAAAGAAAAAAAAAAGCUUAUAAUGGA
Messenger RNA from Myotis myotis, 6530 nucleotides. It is a transcript of the gene THRB, whose product is annotated as thyroid hormone receptor beta. The coding region runs from base 472 to 1854 and encodes 460 amino acids. The record is from RefSeq and is a predicted model, not a curated record. The transcript has 11 exons. Gene Ontology annotation, molecular function: zinc ion binding; nuclear receptor activity; RNA polymerase II cis-regulatory region sequence-specific DNA binding. Lineage: Eukaryota; Metazoa; Chordata; Mammalia; Chiroptera; Vespertilionidae. Gene Ontology annotation, biological process: negative regulation of transcription by RNA polymerase II; positive regulation of transcription by RNA polymerase II; cell differentiation.